AGAAUCACCACUCGCCACCCUUUUAAAGCUCAGCCGUGUCCGUCGUCACCAUUCAUCAAUCACUCAACCAUCGAAGCGAAGAAAUGUCGGUAAAGGAACGGCGAAUUCUGGUGGCGGUGGACGAAGGAGAGGAGAGCAUGCACGCUCUCUCAUGGUGCCUCAACAAUCUGGUCCACCCAAACUCCGACGACACCCUCAUUCUCCUCUACUCCAAGCCCCCUCGUCCUGUUUACGCCGCCUUAGAUGGCCCCGGUGGAUAUCUGUUUGCUGCCGAUGUAUCUGCGGCCAUUGAGAGGUACAGCGACCAAGUGGCGGAGAGUGUCAUGGAGAAGGCCAAGAAAUUGUGUGCAAGUCUGCAGCAGCAGGUGAAGGUGGAGACGAAGGUGGAGAAUGGGGACCCGAGGGACGUGAUCUGUGAGGCGGCGGAGAAGUUGGGUGUGGACGUGCUGGUGAUGGGAAGCCAUGGCUAUGGCGUCAUAAAGAGGGCUUUCCUUGGGAGUGUCAGCAACCAUUGCGCUCAGAAAGCCAAGUGCCCUGUUCUCAUAGUCAAGAAGCCUAAAUCAUAAUUUGCUUCCUUCUUCUUUUCAAUGCCUUGGCUUGUAAAUAUCUGAUAUCUCGUGUUGUGCUUGUAUCUUUUGUUCUUCUUCCAAUCUAGCUUCAUUUCCAAA
This is a messenger RNA of Prosopis cineraria, 668 nucleotides long. Its product is annotated as universal stress protein PHOS34-like. NCBI's taxonomy places the organism in Eukaryota, Viridiplantae, Streptophyta, Magnoliopsida, Fabales, Fabaceae. The transcript is spliced from 3 exons. Bases 84 to 566 code for a protein of 160 amino acids. The record is from RefSeq and is a predicted model, not a curated record.